Astyanax mexicanus (Mexican tetra) is the source of this 1165-nucleotide messenger RNA. It is a transcript of the gene kti12, whose product is annotated as KTI12 chromatin associated homolog. Lineage: Eukaryota; Metazoa; Chordata; Actinopteri; Characiformes; Acestrorhamphidae. The record is from RefSeq and is a predicted model, not a curated record. The transcript is spliced from 9 exons. The coding region runs from base 109 to 936 and encodes 275 amino acids.
UCUCCAGGCUGAUCUCAGAUCAGUCCACCUCGUGCGCUAUAGAGAGGAGCAUGCGCUCAUGAGGCGCGCACGUUUUCUCUCCACUCAGAGCAGCGAUUUCUCCCCAAAAUGCCGCUGAUAAUAAUGUGCGGUCACCCGUGCAGCGGUAAAACCCGGCGCGCGCAGGAGUUAAAGGACUAUUUUACUGAGAAAACCGGGAGAAAAGUUUACACUGUGGGAGAUGAAGGCCUGGGAGUGGACCGGAACUCCGUGUACGCCGACUCCCAGAGCGAGAAGAAUUUAAGAGGUGCUUUGCGAUCUGAGGUGGAGAGGAAACUCAACAAAGAUGAUAUUGUUAUUCUGGAUUCCUUGAAUUAUAUUAAAGGUUACAGAUAUGAACUGUUCUGUCUGGUUAAGCAUGCACAGACACCACACUGUUUGGUCUUCUGUCUGACAUCAGCUGAUUUGAGCUCAGAGUGGAAUAAGGAAAGAGAAGUAGAUUGUCAAUACACCCAGGAAAUUCUGGAUGCUCUCAUUUUGAGAUUUGAAGCCCCUGAUUCAAGAAACAGAUGGGACAGUCCGCUCUUUACAAUUCAGAAAGAAGACACACUUCCAUUUGAAGCCAUUUCUGAUGCCAUUUUCAAACGGAAAGCACCACCACCUAAUCAGUCCACUCAGAGUCAACCACUGUCAUCUACCAACUUUUUAUAUGAGUUGGACAAAGUCACUCAGGAUAUCUUAAUGGCUGUUCUUGAUUCUCAGAAGACCAGUGUACCAGGGGAUCUCGUUGUGAUUCCAGGAGCUACAGAAAAGAUAGAACUCACAAGAAGUCUUAACAUGGCUGAAUUGAGGAAGCUUCGACGACAGUUCAUCAGUUACACUAAGAUGCAUCCAACCGAAAACAUCGGGCAGAUAGCCAACAUGUUUGUUCAGUAUCUCAACAAGAGUAUGCACUGACAGCUGCUGUUAGUUUGAUCAGCUCCUAUGGGGCUUCUUUCUGCUAUCUUUAUUUUCUCCCAUGUUAAGUUAAAGAGAUUUCUUUAGUUUUAAAUAUUUUAUUGUUUUUUAAAAAGAGUUGUGUUGAAUUGGAGACAUAUCAUCAUGAGUGUAUCAUGUUUGAGUAUUUUAAAAUUGUUUCUCUGCUGGCCUUAUUGAAUUGAAUCUUAUUAAAGCUUUUUUAAAGAAA